AUGGCCUCUGAAGAAACGGAACCAGCGCCCUCGUCAUAUGAUGAUGAGAGGACGCCAUCACAGCACUCUAUCAUUCCUGAUAGCGAAAAGGCAUCUGGUGACCCAUCUGGAGUCAACCCUGCUCCUGAAGGUGGUCUCCAGGCAUGGCUCUGCGCCGCCGGGGCCGCAGCCAUCUUUCUCUGCACGCUCGGCCUGGCCAACUCUUUCGGUGCGUUCGAAGAGUAUUAUCUGACCCACCAAUUAAAAACCGACUCUGCCUCCAAAAUCUCUUGGAUUGGCUCCCUACAGUCGUUCCUCCAGUUCUUUGCCGGUAUGCUGGGAGGUCCGCUGUUUGAUCGCUAUGGCCAAUGGGUUAUCUUCCCGUCAGCGAUCAUAUACAUAUUCGCUAUCAUGAUGCUGAGUCUGUGCAAAACCUAUUGGCAAUUUAUGCUCACCCAGGGCAUUCUGAUGGGUAUCGUCAUGGGCUUUCUGCAGAUCCCGGCAUUCGCCGCGGUGUCGCAGUACUUCGACAAGAAACGCGCAGCUGCCUUAGGCCUCGCUGUGUCCGGAUCAUCCAUCGGUGGGAUCAUCAUGCCAAUUAUCCUGUCCAGGAUGCUCAACGACUCCUCACUGGGCUUUGCAUGGUCAGUGCGUGUCGUUGGUUUUGUCAUUUUGCCGUUCAUGUUAUUAUCCUCUGUGGCCGUCAAGCCACGCGUGCCACCACGAAAAACCCAGUUAUUCCUCUUGUCGCCUUACAAGGAUCGGCGAUUUAUCCUGCUCUUCACCGCACUGUUCUUCAUGUUUAUGGGCAUGUUUACGCCCUUCUUCUACCUCACAACAUAUGCUACCACCCAAGGUAUGGGCGCAGCUAUGGCCGGUUACCUACUCGCAAUCGUCAACGCAGCCUCCACAAUCGGUCGGAUUGUCCCAGGUAUCGUUGCCGACAAGUACGGUAAACUCAAUACAUUCGCAAUCGGUGGCAUCUCCACUGGAAUUAUUGUUUUCUGCAUGACCUCCGCGACCUCAAACCCUGGCUUGAUCGCGUACUCCGUCUUCUUCGGUUUCACCUCUGGCACCAUCAUCUCUGGGGCAUCCGCAGCCUUUUCAAGCUGCCCGAAGGAGGCUCGAGACAUUGGUACGUACAUGGGUAUGGGUAUGGCCAUUUCCGGUCUAGGAGCCUUGAUUGGGCCCCCCAUUAACGGAGCCAUCCUCAACACGUACGGCAAUUUCUUCCAGGUUUGCAUGUUCAGCGGCACCAUGGCCGUUGUCGGUGGCUUCAUUGCGUUUGCGGCCAAGCUUUCGACCGACGAGGAUCUUUGGGGAUGGGUCUAA
Messenger RNA from Aspergillus alliaceus, 1311 nucleotides. Its product is annotated as MCT family MFS transporter. Lineage: Eukaryota; Fungi; Ascomycota; Eurotiomycetes; Eurotiales; Aspergillaceae. Gene Ontology annotation, cellular component: fungal-type vacuole membrane. The transcript has 2 exons. Gene Ontology annotation, biological process: transmembrane transport. The coding region runs from base 1 to 1311 and encodes 436 amino acids. Gene Ontology annotation, molecular function: transmembrane transporter activity. The record is from RefSeq and is a predicted model, not a curated record.